UCGACUUGGCUAAAAUGAUUAGUUCCCACGAAGAAGAACUAUGCCGUGGUUUGAUUGGAUGGCUCGGAAAUUGUUUCAGACAUGGCCGAAACAGCAGGAGAGGGAGCGAAAGGAGGACCAUUUUUUCACAAAGAGAGAAUAAAAUACAGCCCCGAGGAAGAGGCCAGACUGGAAAGGCAGCAUUUCUGGAGAAUAAUCGAUGCUUUUAGAUUUUACAGGGUCCAUGUUGGGGAGCAGGUCAAGCGUGCUGAGCGUCAGUUUCUGAGCCUGCCGCAGCGCCACCAGGAUUUGCUGCCAAAUGUCUUGUCCAACCUCUCUCGGAUCAGCCAGUGUGCGGACCACAACCAGGAGUUACUACAGGCCAUUGUUCAUAACAGCCUCCACAUGUUUGAGAACAUCGAAUAUGGCGAGAGGGAAAAUUCGCAGAAAGUGCGCCCAUCCACCACGUUUGACAUGGACAAGCUGAAGUCCACCAUAAAGCAGUUUGUUAGAGACUGGAGCGAGGUGGGCCGGGCUGAGAGGGAUUCAUGCUACCAGCCCAUCAUCCAUGAGAUUCAAAGACUCUUCCCAAGUGACAAAUAUGAUGUGUCUAAGGUGAGUGUGCUGGUCCCGGGUGCUGGGCUCGGCCGUCUAGCCUGGGAGAUCGCUCGGCUGGGUUAUAUCUGCCAGGGCAACGAAUGGAGCUUCUUCAUGCUCUUCUCUUCAAACUUUGUUCUGAAUAGGUGUGAACAGGUGAACUCUCUGACAGUGUAUCCCUGGAUCCACCAGUACAGCAACAACAAGAAAUCCUCUGACCAAACGCGACCAGUUAGAUUUCCUGAUGUCAACCCUCAGAGCUUACCACUAGAUGCAGACUUCUCCAUGGUAGCAGGGGACUUUGUGGAAGUUUACUCUGAUCCAGAAUCCUGGGACUGCGUGGCUACCUGCUUCUUCAUUGAUACAGCUCAUAAUGUCAUAGAGUAUGUUGAGACUAUCUGGAAGAUUCUGAAGCCCGGUGGAGUGUGGAUCAACCUGGGUCCACUGUUAUACCACUUUGAGAACAUGGCCAAUGAGCUUUCAGUUGAACUGAGCUAUGAAGACAUUCGGACAGCGAUUGUCAAGUCUGGCUUCCACAUAGAGAUGGAGAAACAGUCGGUCCAGACCACCUACACGGAGAACGACCACUCGAUGUUGAGAUACAUUUAUGACUGUGUCUUCUUUGUGGCACGAAAACCCGCGGAUGUGCACUUUAACUGUCAAGAUGAUGACCAACAACACAUUUCUCCACCGGCUGCUAAAUCACCACGGCGAGAAGGCACUGACAGCCUUACGUGACAAAACUGGUGAACUCAGGACUAUAUGAAGAUUAAACUGACGAAAAGAAAAUGGACACUGGAGAGAAAAAAUCAGUGGACGUGAAUUUUCUUUUUGCCAUAUAUAUUUUUAUCAUGCAUCUCAUAGAGAAACGUGCCCUGUUUUGUUUUCUUGGACAGGCUGAGCACUAAACUCAAACCGUAGAAUGUAAUAUGAAAUAUUGCAGCACUUUGUCAUGAAUAUCAUCUGAAAAACAUGUAAGAGUGCACUGCAUAUCUUGAUACUGGGGUUGGGUUGCCAUUACGAGUAUAUUUCUUUUAACUGCUGUCUUAAUAAUUCUCAUUUUUAUUGACUUAAACUGCCGAACAGUUUGUUUCUGAAACAAAUUUGAUUUUGAAUUCUAUUUAUUUUUUUCAAAUAUGCUGCCAACAACUCUCUGUUCAGUUUUCCAUUUCUCAUCAGUCAAAACUGAAAAUGUAAUCACAACAUGUUUCUGCUUUUACAGUUACAGGUGACUUUCAACAACUUUUUGUUUUUCUAAUCACACUUUGGAAUAAAGCCACAUUUUAAAAAUGUUAA
Molecule: messenger RNA, 1872 nt
Organism: Acanthopagrus latus (yellowfin seabream)
Lineage: Eukaryota; Metazoa; Chordata; Actinopteri; Spariformes; Sparidae
Gene: carnmt1
Product: carnosine N-methyltransferase 1
Exons: 8
Coding region: 82-1314 (410 amino acids)
Molecular function (GO): S-adenosylmethionine-dependent methyltransferase activity
Source: RefSeq, a predicted model, not a curated record